GGUGCCGAGUCAUUUAUCUCGUUUGUAUCUCGUAUUAUUCAGGGGCUGCAUCAGCAUGCCAAAGGAGAGCAAGGACGCCCCGAGCCACGCCGGGUGCUCAUUCCGUCCACUGCGCCAGUCAGCACUACAGAUACUGUGGAAGAGUGCACCCACCAGACCACUGGUCGGAUUGGCUUGGGAAUCGACUCUACGCUGGCCACUGUCGCUACGACCGACAGCUCCGAGGUAACGUUGGACGGCAAUAUAGACGCAAUCGACAACAACGACGAGUGGUACGCC
Messenger RNA from Kickxella alabastrina, 279 nucleotides. RefSeq lists its product as uncharacterized. The transcript has a single exon. Bases 56 to 229 code for a protein of 57 amino acids. Lineage: Eukaryota; Fungi; Kickxellomycota; Kickxellomycetes; Kickxellales; Kickxellaceae. The record is from RefSeq and is a predicted model, not a curated record.